AUGGGUUCCAGUGAUUAAAAGGCUUCAAUAGUUUUUAGAGGAAUUAAUGGGUAAUUAAUGAAUAAUAUGAUUUAGCGCAACUGCAUAUGUCGCAGCAUAACAUUCUUAAUUUUUUGCUUCUUGGUAUAGUAAUGUUUCAGGAUUGAUAAGGUUAGCCCCUUAUGAUUGUGAUGAUGCAAAAUAAUUAUUGAAAGCAACAGUUUUUAAUCCUAACCCUGUUGUAUUUUUGAAUGUGAGAUUCUAUACAGUGAAUCAUUGGAAUUAUCUGCUGAAGACAGAGAUCCAAAUUAUAUUACUCUAAUUAGAAAGGCUAAGAUUAUGAGAAAAGAUGAAAAUGUUAAAAUUAAAGCAUUUUCUAAAAUGGUUGAAUAUUACCUUAUAACUGAUGAAUAAUUAUUUCGUGAGGGCAUUAUUUAUGAAGUUUUUAAUUUAAGAAGUUAAAGGCCAUUAAAUAGAGAAAAUAUUAUUGAGAGUGUAAAGAAAACAGGUAGAGUUGUUUUUUUGAAGAAGGAUGGACUUAAUCUGGUAUUGGAGUUGAAAUUGCUCUUUAAUUAUGGAAUGAGAAGCAUUUAAAUAUUUGGAUGCUCCUAUUUAAAGAGUAACAGGUAUUGAAAUACCAACACC
Paramecium pentaurelia is the source of this 624-nucleotide messenger RNA. Lineage: Eukaryota; Ciliophora; Oligohymenophorea; Peniculida; Parameciidae. The record is from the annotation of a GenBank genome assembly.